AUUAGCAGAUUAGACAUAAACAUUGCAAGAAUAAUUGAUAUUCAAUUAUUCUUUUCUCAAAAAUUACGCGUUUCCGUAUAUCGAGACUUUGUGUGUGUGCUUAUAAUAGUGUAAUCUUUCUGUAAAAAUACGUAUCAACACCAAACCCCACUGACGUCAAUGGAAAGUCGUACCCGUUUUUUUCGCAUGGAGGAUGUUUGCAGCCGCUAAGGCACAAGAUGACCGCAAUUAUAACGCCAAUGUUGAAAGAAGAGCUCGUGCAUCUUUCAACCCUUUGUUACACCUCACGGGGAAGCAAUUUAAAGAUAGAUAUCGCAUUUCCAAGAAAGUCUUCAAGUUUUUGUGUAAAGAGCUAAGGAGUUUGACAAAUCUUAGGUCCUCUCAACGCGUUUCCUUAGAACAUAAAGUGCUCACUGCUCUAUUCUUUUUUGCAACUGGAUCCUACCAAAGGCCAGUUGGGGUCGCAAAGGACACGUCUCAAAAAAUGUGUAGUGUGUACAUAGAAGUUACCCAGGAGCCGAAACACAAAAAUAUAAUAAAUAAAUAUAUUCGGUUCCCUGAUACUCCAGCUGCUAGACAAGCAGUUAGUCAAUGGUAUGUGAUGAUGAAUAUAGAAUUUUAAAUCUAUAUUCUAUAUAUAUAUAAUGAAUCCCAAGCAAAUCAUGAUUCCUUUAUAUGGGAAAGCAGUAAUUUAAACACAUAAGUGCAAUCUUUGCACCAAAAUGGAGAAAUUGUCUGGCUUUUAGGAGAUUCUGGAUAUCCCCAACGCCCAUGGCUUAUGACACCAUUUUUAGACGCUGAGUCCAAUAAUUAUAAUGAAAAACACAUGAGAGCUCGAGUUUUUAUUGAAAACACAUUUUCAAGGCUGAAAAAUCGAUGGCGAUGUCUGCACAAGGAUAGAGUUCUGCACUACAAGCCCGUAAAAUGUGCACACAUUAUUUUAGCAUGCUCUAUGUUACAUAAUAUAAUUAUUAAUUUUGGUGUUGAGGAUAUAGAGGAAAAUAUAGGUCUGCAAUUUGAAAGGAAAAUGGUGGAAUCUGAUCAAAUAAGUUACACAGUAAGAGAAGCUACCUCUGAUUUAAUUAGAGGUAGAAUAAGAGAUCAAUUAGCAAGAAGGUUACUAUAGGGAUUAAAUAAAUAAAUUUGAAUAAGCUU
Molecule: messenger RNA, 1155 nt
Organism: Parnassius mnemosyne (clouded apollo)
Lineage: Eukaryota; Metazoa; Arthropoda; Insecta; Lepidoptera; Papilionidae
Source: the annotation of a GenBank genome assembly